Equus caballus (horse) is the source of this 2577-nucleotide messenger RNA. RefSeq names its product fascin actin-bundling protein 1 (gene FSCN1). The record is from RefSeq and is a predicted model, not a curated record. NCBI's taxonomy places the organism in Eukaryota, Metazoa, Chordata, Mammalia, Perissodactyla, Equidae. Gene Ontology annotation, cellular component: cytoplasm; filopodium; cell projection membrane. Gene Ontology annotation, molecular function: protein-macromolecule adaptor activity; actin filament binding. Gene Ontology annotation, biological process: actin filament bundle assembly; cell migration; establishment or maintenance of cell polarity.
GGGCCGGCUUUGUGGAGCGCAGCGGAGGGAGCGCGCGGGUCGCGGGCGCCGAGCCGAACAAAGGAGCGGGGCGCCGCCGCCACCAUGCCCGCCAACGGCACGGCCGAGGCGGUGCAGAUCCAGUUCGGCCUGAUCAACUGCAGCAACAAGUACCUGACGGCCGAGGCGUUCGGGUUCAAGGUGAACGCGUCGGCCAGCAGCCUGAAGAAGAAGCAGAUCUGGACGCUGGAGCAGCCGCCCGACGAGGCGGGCAGUGCGGCCGUGUGCCUGCGCAGCCACCUGGGCCGCUACCUGGCGGCCGACAAGGAUGGCAACGUGACCUGCGAGCGCGAGACGCCCGGCGCCGACUGCCGCUUCCUGAUCGUGGCGCACGACGACGGCCGCUGGUCCCUGCAGUCCGAGGCGCACCGGCGCUACUUCGGCGGCACCGAGGACCGCCUGUCGUGCUUCGCGCAGAGCGUGUCGCCGGCCGAGAAGUGGAGCGUGCACAUCGCCAUGCACCCGCAGGUCAACAUCUACAGCCUGACCCGCAAGCGCUACGCGCACCUGAGCGCGCGGCCGGCCGAUGAGAUCGCCGUGGACCGCGACGUGCCCUGGGGGGUCGACUCGCUCAUCACGCUGGCCUUCCAGGACCAGCGCUACAGCGUGCAGACGGCCGACCACCGCUUCCUGCGCCACGACGGGCGCCUGGUGGCGCGCCCCGAGCCCGCCACCGGCUACACGCUCGAGUUCCGCUCCGGCAAGGUGGCCUUCCGCGACUGCGAGGGCCGCUACCUGGCGCCGUCGGGGCCCAGCGGCACGCUCAAGGCCGGCAAGGCCACCAAGGUGGGCAAGGACGAGCUCUUCGCCCUGGAGCAGAGCUGCGCCCAGGUCGUGCUGCAGGCGGCCAACGAGAGGAACGUGUCCACGCGCCAGGGGAUGGACCUGUCGGCCAAUCAGGACGAAGAGACCGACCAGGAGACCUUCCAGCUGGAGAUCGACCGCGACACCAAAAAGUGCGCCUUCCGCACCCACACGGGCAAGUACUGGACGCUGACGGCCACCGGGGGCGUGCAGUCCACCGCUUCCACCAAGAACGCCAGCUGCUACUUUGACAUCGAGUGGCGUGACCGGCGGAUCACGCUGCGUGCCUCCAAUGGCAAGUUCGUGACGGCCAAGAAGAAUGGGCAGCUGGCCGCGUCGGUGGAAACAGCAGGGGACUCCGAGCUCUUCCUCAUGAAGCUGAUCAACCGCCCCAUCAUUGUGCUCCGCGGGGAGCACGGCUUCAUCGGCUGCCGCAAGGUCACGGGCACCCUGGAUGCCAAUCGCUCCAGCUACGAUGUCUUCCAGCUGGAGUUCAACGACGGCGCCUACAACAUCAGAGACUCCACGGGCAAGUACUGGAUGGUUGGCAGCGACUCUUCCGUCACCAGCAGCAGCGACACCCCCGUAGACUUCUUCUUCGAGUUCUGCGACUACAACAAGGUGGCCAUCAAGGUGGGCGGGCGCUACCUAAAGGGGGACCACGCGGGGGUCCUGAAGGCCUGCGCCGAGGCCGUGGAGCCCGCCACGCUGUGGGAGUACUAGGCCCGCUGCCCACCCGGCCGCCCGGCCCCGCUCGCUCCCUGCCAGGUGGGCUCCCCGGGCGGCCGGGCGGGGUGGCCUGGGCCUCCGAGGGACCCCAGCUCCCUCUGUCCUCUCUUCUCUGCUGUGGGCGAGGCUGGCACCUCUUCUGACCUCAGACAGCUCUGAGCCUUAUUUCCCCCGAGUGGCCGAGGAGAAGCGGGGGGCCAUGAGGCCUCCCCGAGCCCCUGGGCGAGGCGGGGUGUGUAACUGGAAUCCCCCUGCCCCCUCCCGAGAGGCCCCCCCAACCCAGGAGCUGGGCACACGCCCUGGCCCACGGCCGCAGGGAAGCCACACAGGGUGGCCGGGACCUGGAGCAUGCCCGUCGCUGCCCUAUCCCCACAUGGCCCACGUGGUCCGGGGCCCUGCCUCUCUCUCCUUCACCCUGGCCUGACUGGAAGCAGAAAAUGACCAAAUCAGUAUUUUUUCUUAGUGGAACAUUACAGCUGAAGGCGCCCCUGGCAAGCCUGGGUGUAGCCCAGUGUGGUCUUCAAGGGGGCUUGUCGGGGGUCUCCAGAUGGCAUCUCUGGGCCUCGGUGCCCCCUCUACCCAAUAGGGGUGCGGCAGGUGGGUGCCUCCCUGAAUCGAGAACCUGCCCCCACCUCCCCAGGGAGCCCCCGUCCCUCUGCCCACCCCGGUCCCAGGCCUGUGUGCCCCCUGGUGGUGCUGGGCCCCCCGCCGCCUCAGCCGGAGCCCCCGGUGUGAUCGGUGCUCCUCGUCUGACUGGACUUCUCUGACUGGACUCCUGGGGUGGGAUGAAGCCGGGCCUCACCCUCUGGGCCCCCCCCGGGCCCCCAGUCCUGCCCCCGCCAGCUCCUCCUCCUCCCCGCCACCGCCAGGUCGUCUCUGCCAUGCAUCUCACUCUGGGUGUCCUGGUCUUUUAUUUUUUGUAAGUGUCAUUUGUAUAACUCUAAACGCCCAUGAUAGUAGCUUCAGACUGGAAAGAGCAAAAUAAAAUAACGCAAGUCUGCAGCC